Xyrauchen texanus (razorback sucker) is the source of this 1394-nucleotide messenger RNA. It is a transcript of the gene adrb2a, whose product is annotated as adrenoceptor beta 2, surface a. Gene Ontology annotation, molecular function: norepinephrine binding; beta2-adrenergic receptor activity. Gene Ontology annotation, biological process: adenylate cyclase-activating adrenergic receptor signaling pathway; negative regulation of smooth muscle contraction; norepinephrine-epinephrine-mediated vasodilation involved in regulation of systemic arterial blood pressure. NCBI's taxonomy places the organism in Eukaryota, Metazoa, Chordata, Actinopteri, Cypriniformes, Catostomidae. The transcript is spliced from 2 exons. Gene Ontology annotation, cellular component: membrane. Bases 150 to 1394 code for a protein of 414 amino acids. The record is from RefSeq and is a predicted model, not a curated record.
AAAAAGCACAAGAGAGAUAGACAGAGCUUGCAAAAGACAAACAUAAUGAAGUGGGGAUCCCCUUAAUUGUAACAACCCUACAGACCUAAAAACAAAAAGUAAUUUGACUGAAUGUGAGGAGGAGUGAAGGUGGAAGUCUUUUGGAGAUCAUGGGAACCACACAGCCUCCUGAAUCUCUAAACAUCUCAGAGGGUUUAAACAUCUCUGCGCCCAGCUCCUCUGCCGGCAGUGAAGUACGGAUGGUGCUGCUGGGCAUGGUCAUGUCCAUACUAGUCCUGGCCAUCGUCUUCGGCAAUGUGCUGGUGAUUACAGCCAUCUCCCGCUUCCAAAGACUCCAGAACAUCACUAACUGCUUCAUUACAUCACUUGCAUGUGCUGACCUAGUCAUGGGAUUGGUGGUAGUUCCCUUCGGUGCAUUUUACAUAAUCCUGGACAAGUGGCACUUUGGCAACUUCUGGUGUGAGUUCUGGACAGCCACAGAUGUUCUGUGCGUCACAGCCAGUAUCGAGACGCUCUGUGUCAUCGCUCUGGAUCGCUACCUCGCUAUCACCUCACCCUUUCGCUACCAGUCCAUGCUGACCAAAUGCAGAGCACGCAAUGUGGUGCUACUAGUGUGGGUCAUCGCUGGGCUCAUUUCUUUCCUACCAAUCCAUAUGGAGUGGUGGAUUUCUGAAGAUUAUGAAGCGAUAAAGUGCAAGGAGGACGUUCACUGCUGUGAAUUCCACACCAAUGCUGCCUAUGCCAUCACUUCCUCCAUAAUUUCCUUCUACAUCCCACUGAUCGUCAUGGUUUUCGUCUACAGCCGCGUGUUUCAGGAGGCAAGAAAGCAGCUGAAGAAGAUCGACAAAAGUGAGGGCCGAUUCCAUGCUCAGAACAACAACAGAAAAAAGCAGGAGGUGUCAAGCAGCGGAGGGGUUGUAGACAGCCACUGUGAGGUGAGGAACAUCAAGAAGCCUAAGUUCUGCUUGAAAGAACAUAAGGCUUUGAAGACUUUGGGCAUCAUCAUGGGCAUCUUCACAUUGUGUUGGCUGCCUUUCUUUGUACUAAAUGUGGUGAGGGUCAACUAUAAGGACAACUUGCCAUACAGAAUCUUAAACUGGAUAGGCUACGCUAACUCAGCCUUCAAUCCAUUGAUAUACUGCAGAAGUCCAGAGUUCAGGUAUGCUUUCAAGGAGAUCCUAUGCCUUAAUAGGCCACGCUACCCUAAUGUGAGGCCAGCUAAUGGAUAUGUAUAUAGUGGGUAUAGCUGGCAAAGUGAACACAAAGGGAGAAGCAAAGGCAGUUCAGAUGACAGUGACCCAGCUGGGGACAACUCAGUUAAAGAGGGAUAUGUGACUGCAGAUAAAACUGACUCUAAUGGGAACUGCAGUAAAAGCCUAAUGAGUGUGUUAUAA